Rhizophagus irregularis DAOM 181602=DAOM 197198 is the source of this 340-nucleotide messenger RNA. The record is from RefSeq and is a predicted model, not a curated record. NCBI's taxonomy places the organism in Eukaryota, Fungi, Glomeromycota, Glomeromycetes, Glomerales, Glomeraceae.
GGAACCUUUGAAUUCUUUGGAUGCUUAGGGUUAUUAUGAUUCUUUGGAUGUUUUUGAUUCUUGGGAUUUUUAUGCGUCUUUGGAUGUUUUUGAUUAUCAUUAUUUUUCGUAUUAUCAGCAUUAUUAUUCUUUUCUUUUACAUUUCCUUUUCCAUCUUCAUGAUUUUGAUGUAUUGGUUGUUUAUGAUUUAUAGUUAUAGUAACGGCUCUAGGUUUUAUCGAAUGUAAUAUAGGAGAUAAAGGAUUUUCAAAUAUUGAAGAGGGAUUAUUUGAAACAAUUUUACUAUUAAUUGAAUUAGCUAUUGAUAUUGUAAAUAAAAAAUUUAGUAAAAUUAAAAAUA